Vicugna pacos (alpaca) is the source of this 4538-nucleotide messenger RNA. The record is from RefSeq and is a predicted model, not a curated record. NCBI's taxonomy places the organism in Eukaryota, Metazoa, Chordata, Mammalia, Artiodactyla, Camelidae.
CGUUUUUAGGUACACUUUGUGCAUCUCAGCCUUCUCUAAGAGGACUUUACCUUGCAGGCGCGAUUGAUGAUUUCUGGCAGGGAAAAAAAAAAGUUUGAUGGACCGGAGAAGCCUUGUUAAUCAACUUGUGGGGUCCCAGAAAGGAGUGGUUUAUGCUGCACAGAUGCCGACCGACACACCUGGACCGUGGACCACAAAGGCCUAUUUUGGGAACCAAUUUUGUUUUUCAGCUAAACACCCAAAAUCUUUGGGAAGGGAAGUGUGAGAACUUUAGACUGUCUAAUGAGACCUUUUCACAGUUCAGGAAACGGAGACCCGGGUUACCUGCUAGUUAAAGUGCUUCUCUGCCAUACCCUGCUGUGCCUAGGAACAGAAAAAAAUUAAAUGGGGAAAGAAAUGGGAGACUAGGCAUACUGAUACCCUUGGGGUUUUAAUACCACUAUAAAAGUAAAGGUACUUUUCAGAGAGAGAAGAAGGUGACAAAUUUUUGCAUAGAAGGGCGUUUGAGAUGGCAGGUUACAUCUUCUGUUAGAUUAGAACCUCAGACUCUCAGGAAUUUGAUACUGGUGGGAUUUUUUAAUACCCAUAUAAACCCUAAUACUGUUUAAUAAAAUUUGAUUUCUGCAAAUUAGAGAGUAAGGCAUUGCCAUUUCUUUUUGUUACAAAUACAGCUUAGGAGUACAGAGGUCAAAUAUAUUUUAUAUUAAUUUUUUUGCCACAACUAUCAUUAAAGAAAUAACUACAUUUCAAAGUCCUGAAGGUUACUAGCAGAAACAGUGCUGCCACUGAAUUUCCUCAAAUCACUGAAAUACUUAACCAAGAAAUUUUGAGUUGAUCUUUCCUAUUUUUAGUUUCAUUCUGUUUUUAAUCAAUAGUAAGUUGUAAGAGAGACCAAAAUAAAAAACAGGGGGGUGGAAUUUGCGUCACCACCAGAUAGUAUAGCCACUAGGGUUCCUAAAAGGGUGAAAAUGCAUUCAUGUUCCUUUAGGUAUUUUGGGAGAGUUUUGAAAUGCCUGAUGUGCCUAGAGUAUGCAUAUUUCUCCUGAGAAAAAUGGCGAUUUCCCCAUUCAGUUCAACUGAAUGCAGAAUAUUUUCUGCUCUAUUAAAUGUAGCAUUUUUAUAUUUAUAGUUGACAUGAUUGUUUUGUUUGAAAGUGACAAAAGGUUACAUAGGUAACAUUCACGAACAUACUCUUUGAAUGAAUAUGAGUAAAUAAAAGUAUUUUAUUAUAUAUCAAAAAGCCAAGCCUAAAGCAGAAAUGGCUUCAGUAAAACAAAAGUUAAGAUUAUACCACUGCUCUUAGAAAAUUGGAAAAGCAGUAUUAAGUACUACAUCCAUUAAAUUCACAUAAAAACAUGGCUGAUUUUAAAACUAUUUUUAAUAUAGUAAAUUUGCGCUUUCUUCUUUCAUGUUUCUCCAUGUCAUUUUUUUUCUGUGGAAUAUGUAUAUAUAUAUAUAAUGUAUAAUUAUAUAUGUUAAUGGAUUAUCAGGCUGUACCACAUACAUCCAACUCACUCAUUGGUCAUAAUUAGUAUAUUGUGCAGCAGUGAAGCAGUGAAACUUCCAUUAAAAUCGAUGAAACUGGAAGACAAAGCUUUCACUGAAAUGUGGCUUAUGUAUUGUUUUGUCAGGUAUUCCAAAUUUUACAUAAAUUUAUGCAAUAGUAUAAUGACAUAUUGCCUUAAAAUGCAACAUGAGCCUCAACUUAAAUGAAUAAAUAAGCAUCAAAGUUUUAAAAAAGUCAAAUAUUAACAAUACCUUAAUUUACUUCGGUCUAGUCAAUAUAUAUGUUGGCAUGCACGUGGGAGAAAUGCAAACAAUGGGAAAUCCAUUCAGGUAAUUGCUAUUGUCAUCAGAGUGAGAGCUGUAUGACUCAAGUAACUUCAUUUAAAUAUGGAGCUAAGUCCAAACUACUGUGGAAAUCAUGAUUUCCAAAUAGAACUGUAAAUGCGAUAACCCUUAGAAUGUUGCUUAAGUAAUGAAACAAAAACCUAGAGGAGGUAGGAGGCAGCAUAGGACCUUAUUUUUCAUAGAACUAAGUAAAUCAGAUUUACACAUAGACUUGAAACAAAUGACUCUGAGCCUCCUAACAGUCUCCAUUAUCUUUUUUUUUAAUUAAUAUUUAGGGAAUUUGGAGGCUACAUCUCUCAUCUUGAAGAAACAUUUUUCUGAAAUUCUGUCAAUUUUAUUUCCAUCUCCUAUUUUUUUCUCCUGGUAAAUCUAGGUAAAGCUAAAUUUAUUACUGUUGCAAAAGCAUUUAUUAUGGUUCCUUUUUCGUAAAACUUUUAAGUCUGUUCUCCAAACUCAUCAUUUGGUUGGGGUGGUGUUCACCGGAUGUUAAGGAUGGAUAUUUCUAAUUGAUGUGACGAUUAUUUUGCCUUUUCCUAUUUGUACUUUAAUGCUUUGCUUGACUUCUUUAACAUAAUAAGCAUUUGUCAUUAUAAUUGAAAACAUUAAAAAAUAUGAAUUCAUUUACAGGGUCUACUUUGUGAGGUCCGAUUUUAAUGUAUUUCAGCCUAUAGAAACAUAUUUAAAUAGAAGAAUGAAUUCAAGGGAUCAUGGUGAAAAUUCUGGGCACUUUAUUUUAAUAAAUGACUAUAAUAUAUAUUAAUGUGUAAUAAUUAUAUAAUAUAAGAUAUAUAAUAUAAACAUGUUAUGUAUUAUAUAUAAUAUGUAAAAUAUAAUAAUAUAUAAUAAUAAAUGUUAAAUGAGUGAUAUAGUUUGGCAAUAAAAGAAGAAGUCCGAGAAAACAAGUGCUAGAUUAUGUCUUCGAAAAACUGGCUGUACAGGUUACAUGAAGUAGAGCUGAAAAUUGAAUUUCAAGGACUACAUUGUUUUAAAAUCAGUGACUCAGGAUCACAACAGCCAGUUUCCACUGAUUGCAUCAUUAGCCCAUCUCCUCACCUUGGACCACAGUGAUCCCAGUUCAUGACCUGCAAUGAUUGCAUGUCUCCAAGCAGUUAAGAAAAGGCAAAAAGGAAAACCAUUGCUUCACAGCAAGAAGGAAAGGAAGACAGUGAGAAGACUGAUUUUAAAUUCCCCUUUUUAGGGAAAAAAAAAAAGACAACAUUCUGAUGAUGAUGAAAUAGUGGUGGGAUAUUUUGACAAUCUACUGAGCAGUUACAAAUAAGAGUGUGAUUUCAGAAACGUGUCAACUCCUGAAAUCCCAGAAUUAGUAUGCAGUGCUUAGGUAUCAGUCCAUAACUCCAAAUUUGAUGAAGAAGUAAGCAAUUUUCUAUAUCACUUUCAGGUUUUAUUUUAUUUUAUUUCCACAAUAGAGCAUGAAUCCUUCUCCAUCUUGGAAUUGAAUGUUUAAAAUGUGAUUAUAUUUAAUGAGAUUCUCAACUUUAAUUUUUUUUAAAUGCUGGCUUUGUUUGUUUUUAAAGGGCCUUUUGAAACUGUCACUGUUAUGUUAUCUAUUAAUGUUGUUUUAACAUCUUUCAGGAAUAAGUGGUAAUAAGACCUCAGUAGCCAUGGCUAGUUGUGACGUGAAACCAAAAUCAGUAAGUCAUGCCAAAAAGUGGUCAGAAGAGAUAGAAAAUCUGUACAGAUUUCAACAAGCAGGAUAUCGAGAUGAAGCUGAAUAUAAACAAGUGAAACAAGUUUCUAUGGUAGAUCGUUGGCCAGAGACAGGCUACGUGAAGAAACUUCAGAGAAGGGACAAUACUUACUAUUACUACAACAAACAGAGGGAGUGUGAUGACAAGGAUGUCCACAAAGUGAAAAUUUAUGCUUACUAGUCCUUCCUCUUUGUAUUACUUGACAGUUUCUUUUCAAAAUGCAUUGCUUCAUUCCGUGUCAUGUCAGUGUUCCUCAUUUCACAAAAUACUCCAAAAUGCAGACUUCAGUGGAAUGUUUGCGACACAAAAACCGUGGAACUUGGUGUCUCUUAAUCAUCCUUUUCCGUUCUAGCCGGUCAUGCCCGCCUGGGUCUGGUUCUCCCUGGUUUAAGGAUAGCGCACAGCUGCGACACAGGGGAAGGAAGAGCCCUUUGUGAAGCCUUUCCAGGGGUUGUAAAGACGUUCUGUAGAGGUUCACAGUCCCCCUACCCCAGCCGUCACAUCUUCACCUUGAACCUCUGAUCUACAGUUUGUGGCCUGAGGGCUUUCUCUUGCCUCUGGAGUCCUUUUCCUGUUGCUAAGUUGCCUGGAAACACCAAGGAAUGAUAGCGCCUGGGGCAGACGGUCAUCAGAUCUGAUCCCUGCCACCCCGUACCCCAGGAGGAAUCAGCCUGACACUUAUCUUGUCACAGGCAGCAGCGUCUCACUGGCUGACAAAGUCUGUUGCUUGUCUCCGUUCCUUGCUCCUCCUCCCACUUCCCUGCCAGGGCUUCAUUCCCUUCUGAAUCACCUCCUUGCACUUGAAGCCGCAUCCUGGGGUCAGCACCUGCCCCCCCCACAAUGAACAACACGUUCCAGUGCUGCCUAGACUCACUGCAGAAACAGCCCAAAUGCUCACAGGCAAGGAAGCUGAUAAUUAACCUGUGAGACUUGUGAAGUCACCCCAAAUUCGAGAGUCUUGAGGGCUUGGAGAUUAAA